Eruca vesicaria subsp. sativa (arugula) is the source of this 2177-nucleotide messenger RNA. NCBI's taxonomy places the organism in Eukaryota, Viridiplantae, Streptophyta, Magnoliopsida, Brassicales, Brassicaceae. The record is from the annotation of a GenBank genome assembly.
UUGCCAAACUCUCUCUCUCUCGUCAAAACCCAUUAACCAUUGCCGAUAACCCAACUAGAUUACCUGUGAAAGUCUCCUCCUUUUCCUCCCAAUUCCUCAGCUUCUCAAGAGAGAGAGAAAAAAAGAGAUCUCCUUUCGAUAUGGGUUCUUACUUUAAAACCACUUAAAGAAAGAAACAAGAAGACUAAACAAAAUCUCAACAAAAAUGGGUGAAGAACAAACAAGCGAGGAGGAAUCAAGAAGCAACAUCAAGAAAGCAAUCGAAGCCAUCUCCUCACUAAUCUCACUCUCCCACUCAAUCAAAUCCUUCACCGUCAAAUGGCAACUCAUCCGCACCAAACUCCACGACCUCUACUCCAACCUCUCCGCCCUCUCCAACCUCUCCUCCUCUUCCAACGACCCAUCUCUCUCCUCCCUCAUCUCCUCCCUCACAACCUCCCUCACCUCCUGCUACGACCUCGCCACGCGCUGCGUCAACGUCACCUACACAGGGAAGCUCCUGAUGCAAUCCGAUCUAGACCUCAUGGCCGCGAGCUUCGAACUCCACGCGAGGAACCUCUCCCGGAUCUACUCCGCCGGGAUCUUGGCUCACGGCUUCGCGAUCGUGGUCUCCAAGCCUAACGGCGGCGGCGCGUGUAAGGAGGACAUGAGGUUUUACGUUAGGGAUUUGAUGACGAGGAUGAAGGUUGGAGAUGUGGAGAUGAAGAAGGGAGCUUUGGUGAAGCUUAACGAAGGUAUGGAGGAGGAUGAUAGGUAUGUUAAGAUUGUUGUUGAGAGUUCCGACAUGGUUAAUCUCCUUGUCGGGUUUCUUGAUUGCGAGGUUGGGGUUCAGGAGGAAGCGGUGAAAGGUGUGUUUUUUGUUUGUGGGUUUGGUUGUUACGGUUCUGUUUUGGUUCGGUCGGGUGUGAUUGGUCCCUUGGUUAGGGUUCUUGAGAAUGGGAGUUGUGUCGGGAGAGAAGUGGCGGCCAAGUGUUUGUUGAAGUUAACUGAGAAUUCUGAGAAUGUUUGGUCUGUUUCUGCUCAUGGAGGCGUCUCUGCUUUGUUAAAGAUCUGUUCUUGCGGUGAGUUUAGUGGAGAGUUGGUAGCUAGCUCGUGUGGUGUGUUGAGGAAUCUCGUCGGUGUUGAGGAGAUCAAGAGGUUUAUGAUUGAGGAAGACGAUACGGUGAUGACUUUCGUUAAGCUUAUUGGGUCUAAAGAAGAGAUUGUUCAGGUAAAUGCUAUUGAUCUUUUGUUAACUAUGUGUUGUAAAGAUGAGCAGACACGUGAGGUCUUGGUUAGAAAAGGAGGGAUCCAGGAGCUGGUUAGUGUGUUAUCAGAUCCUAAUCCUUCAAAAUCUAAGGAGAUUGCGUUGAGAGCGAUUGAUAACUUAUGUUUUGGUUCUCCCGGUUGUUUGAAUGCGUUGAUGAGUUGCAAGUUUUUGGAUCAUUUGUUGUAUCUUUUAAGCAACGGUGAGAUCUCUGUUCAAGAAUCAGCCUUGAAGGUUACGUCUAGGCUCUGUAGCUUACCAGAAGAGGUUAAGAGGAUAAUGGGAGAGGCUGGUUUCAUGCCUGAGUUAGUUAAGUUUCUUGACGCUAAAUCGUUUGAUGUAAGAGAGAUGGCGAGCGUGGCGUUGUACUGUUUGAUCUCGGUUCCAAAGAACAGGAAGAAGUUUGCGCAAGAUGAUUUUAACAUUAGCUACAUUCUCAAGCUGUUAGACCAUGAAGAUGGGAGGAGCAAUGUGAUGAGCAGCGAUUCGGGUAGCACCAAGUUCUUGAUAUCGAUCUUGAUGUCUUUAACGAGCUGCAACAGCGCGAGGAGGAAGAUUGCGAGUUCAGGGUACUUGAAAAGCAUAGAGAAGCUAGCGGAAACUGAAGGUUCAGAUGCUAAGAAGCUUGUGAAGAAGUUAUCUAUGAAUAAAUUCCGCAGCAUGCUAAGUGGUAUAUUUUAAUAGUUUUUUGUGAAUUUUUUUCUUUUUGAGUGUAUAUUUUUUACAAAGGUGUUUUUGUUAGUUCUAUUCUCACUAAUCUCAAAUCCCAUGUGACCUCCAAUUUCAACUACAAGAAUAUGAAUAUAGCUUUAGCAUGUCUUCUUUUUCUUCUUUUGUUAUUCUUUCUUUUUAAUUUGGUGAAAUGCAAACAAAAACAGUUUUCUUUUUUAGUGGGUAUCUUAAGAAAAGUUGUCUUUUGAAACUCUUUAUU